CCAUUCACCUGCGUGGAAGUCAGGACUUGAACAGGAACCCUGGGAGCCGUGACUGCAGGUGGGAUAUGCAGGGAGAUGUAGCCGUGUUGGACCAACCCUAACAAGCACUCAGCCCACCUUGUACCUUACAUAGGUACAAGUCUUUAAGUUUCACUAGUAAUGAAUAGUUCUGAAGUUUGCAGAUGGCCUACUUAUUGACCCAAAGAAUGGUCAGGGGUUAGGAAUGUGACUCCGUCGGUAGAUUGCUUGCACAGCGUGCAUGAAGCCUUGGACUCCAUCCUCAGCACCAUUUGAAAUGGGCACAUCUGUCAUCCCUAGCGCUUGGGAGAUGGAGACACUGAGGAUCAAAAGUGAAAGGCUAUCACUGGCUACCUAAUGAAUUCGAGGCCAUCCUUGGCUACAUGAGACUGUCUCAAGUAACGCAACACCAAACGAAACCCAAUCCAACCAGAACACUCAGUGAAGUGUUAUUUUCAGUUAAGAAGUGAGAGGAAGACGCUAUAUCAUUGUGCGCCUUGAAAAUGUGCUGAGUAAGAAGCCAGACGCCGCCCCUCCCCAAGCCGUUAUUAAGUGAUUCUAGAGACACAGAGUAUCCAGGAUUGCCAGCCUGAGGAGAGAAGGGGGGCAGAUGAGUGGUUAUGGGAUAUGAAGUAGGGGGUGAGGGGAGAGACUACUCUGGGGACAGGGCUAGCGUGUGUUCAGAAACCGACAGAUGUCAUUGCUGACAAUGUAAAUGAACUAAGCCCCACUUGAUCGUACACGUUAGAGCUCUAGAACAUUAGCUUUUUAUGUGAUCUGUCAUUUAUAUCCAAGCCAAGCACAUGCCUGGCCUUAUGACACUGUGGUUAUUGGUGGGUGUGUUGCUAAAGGGGUCAUCUGUGUGCACUGAGGCUGAGCAGAGCAUUGUCCUGCCCUGGUCAGGUUCUACCUUUCUAAGGAACCGGAGAUCCAGAGAGCGCUAGUGACUUGCCCAAGGCCACAGAGCAAGCUGCUGGGUUGAUUGUUAAGAUCCUAGCUUCAGUCUGCUCUGAGAAUGUCACAGUGGGGGAAGUUACUGGGUACACCUGAUGGAAUUGUUAUUUUGUGCCUUCCAAGGGUGCUGGGGAUUCUGCCCUGGUGGAAAAUGCCCUAGGUUAACUCUGGAGAUUUUGGCCUGUGUCUGCAUGGAUGUUCUAGAAUAAUUCUAGCCGCACCACUUGGUUUGGAUGUUGAGCAGAAGGAAUCUAUUGUGGGUGAAUGUGCACACGAGGCUGUGAUGGGGGUAUCUCCAUGGCACGCUGUGGCUGCUUUUCUGUUGUGUGUGUGUGUGUGUGUGUGUGUGUGUGUGUGUGUGUGUGUAUUUGUGAGCAGGUGUGUGUGUAUUUGUGUGCAGGUGUGUGUGUGUGUGUGUGUGUGUGUGUGUGUGUACAUAGGUACAUGUGAAAGCCAGAGAUCAUCCUCAGGUGUCUCCUUCAGUCGGUCUCUGCUUGUUUUUAUGAGACAGUUACUGGAACGUAGCGAUUUGUCUCGGCUGGCUGCCUGGCGAGCUCCAGGGACCCUCUUGUGUCUGCCUCCUCAGUACCAGGAUCUAAGUGCUUGCUACCACACCCAGUCCUUUUCCAUGAGUCCUGGGAAUUGAACUCAUGUCCUUGUGCUUGUGCAGUAAGCCCUUGAACGACAGAACCAUUUCCUCAGCCCUGCUCUUUUCCUUUCGGCUGCGAGCAUCUGGCAUGACAAGAAAUAAGCCUUUCUAGGACCCAGUUCACUACUCGUUCUGCUUUAAGACCAUUGUGAGCCCAGCGCAGGGUGGAUGACUCUGUGUUUAUGGUAUCACGAAUCACAUGGGCAUCAGUGGGCUCUGGAAACACUGCUGUAUCAGAAGAGGGCUUCAAACUAAGCCAGCCCCAUGUGGCUCGGUCCUUUUGGGAGCAGCUUUCUAAUAUGCUGUCCUGGUAGUGAAAAUGCCCUAGUUAUGAUGGUGCCAUCUGAAGAGACUGAGCUGGCAUAGAGGGAAAGGUGUGUUUAUUUAAUCUUUAGGAGAAGCAGGAGAAGGUUCUUGGAAAUGUCAUUAUCUUGGGAAAGCAUUCUGAAGUAAGAUCCAGGGACAAGGAAUGACAAGCCCUGAGUCUUCUUACUCUGGACUUUUGGGAGUGGCCUCUCCUGUCCAAGCCUAGCUGUCUUACCUGAGCAUGAGCAGUAUGCCAGCCUUCAUAGCCCCUGGAGCUGCUGUGAGGCAAUAGCUUUGCCAGGCUUUCUUACCUAUGCAGGCAUUUGUGGAGUGGUGAACCUGAGGGGCAGGUGGGAUUGAGAGAUGAAAUGAUUGCCCUUGCUUUGUCUCUGGUUUCUCAGGGGAAAUGACCUGGAAUACCUGGGGUCUCUUCUGCCAUUGACCACAGGGUCUGCCCCUUCCCUUUAGGGAUUACGCAUAUUCCUCCAACCUAACACUAACCAAUCUCGAUCCUGCUUAGUUGUAUUGGACCAGAUGGAGAUCAGGUGUGCUCAUGUGGAGUGGCCAGAGACUUAAUUGCAUUCUUUCUGGUCACCGGAAGGCCAAUGCAUUUUGAGUGACUGGCAUUGACCUUAGGACCCUCUAGUCCCGCCAUGCUAGUCAGGUCAUAGUAGGGUGGGAUGGUGGGGGGUGAUGGGAGUGAGUAUGUGUUGGGGACAUGCACUGGAAUCUGUGUCCCAUCCAGGAGAGGCGAGCAGGGUGAGUCAGAAGGGACCACUGCCCACUGCUUUUCCUUUUAAAACGUCGUGUUGUUCACACAGCCACCGCGCCCUUGCCGAGAACUGUGUGUAAAGCACUUACAAUACGCAAAAGGCGGCUCUCUUCAAGAUGAGCUGGCCCAGCCACCCUUCGAAGCCAGUGGGAUUUGUGUGAACAUUCAGGUCCUUCCUUGGCCACAGGAAUUUGGGGUCUGCCUGGGGUACUGGUCAGGGCUAGUGCAGACUGGCGGAUGUGGAUGGAUGUGGUACAGACUGAGAUUCUGGCAAACAGGUAUAAGCCUGAGUUUCUCCAUGGCCUUAGUUGGUUGGUCUGGAGCAGGGACAGACUGAAGUAGAUGGGUAAGACCUGGACUCAUUCUGUUCCUGUGGACUGGUAUAUGGUCCCCUAGCUGGGUACUGAAAGGUCUCUGGUGCCCAGCACUGUCUGGAUCUGUCUUCACUCCCUCUGGCUGGGGCUUGCCCUGGCCCUUCCCAGGCAUGCUAUAUGCACCUGCUGCCACAUUCAUCGGCUGUCAUAUAUCGUGGAGUGUGUCCCAGCCUUUCACACCCUUCUCUCUGUCCUUUGUUCCCAGAAUGGUUCCACCUCCCUUGCCUUGGUUACCCCCAGCUCUCUCUCUAACCACCUUUCCUUUCUCUGAAUGUCUGCUGAGUCACUUCCUGCCUAGGGCGCAGAGCUCAGUAAAUAUUUUUGAAUGUAUUAAUUUGGCCCUUCUCCACAAAGGUAACUCGCCCAUGUGUCAUUCAUCCGCCCAGUUCUGACUGCUGGAGUUCCCUGUUCGGAAGCCCUGUCUUGUGCCUGCCUUGCUCUCCUCCCCCCUGCCUUCCACCACUCGUGGGGGGAAGUCCAGGGUGCUGUGAUGAAGGGUGCGGGUUGGACGAGAGUUUGAGGAAACAGCAGAGACCUGUGCAGAUAUGAGUUAAGGAUUGAUUGAGUUCAAGCUGUCUACCUGUGACCUGACCUGGUGGUCAUGGCUUAGGGCACCCAGAACAGGUGGAGAGCUAGGUGCUACUGGCCCAGAAAUAGGAGCUCAGUACUCCACGCACUGGUUGGGGCUUCUGGUUCAUCAGCUCACUUGGCCCUCUCCUCUUGGAUGCUGGUGGCUUUGGCUUGUCCAUGUGCGGCAGCCCAGCGUCUACUCUUCUUCAUUCCUGUAUGGUUUUCCUAUGCAUCUAUUCGGCAGAACACUGGGCCUGAACUGAGGCCAACACUGAUGGCUUCCAUCGCCUUUUAAUCCUGGGGAAGCCUGGUACUCUGUCACUUCUAGUAACCAACGAGGGCAUAGGGGGGCUACUGUGUAACCCCCUCUUUGUAUCUAGCUUGUUCCUAGGCCCUAGUAAAUGCUCAGUGUGGGUUGGUCAGUGAGGCCAUGUGACUUAUUAAGUAGCUUCGCCUUUUCUGAGGUGCUGACAUUGAAGCUAUUGGAGGUGACUAUACAGAAGGGAGCUGGGGACCUGGAGGAAGGAAGAAAGGGGGUCAGUGCUGAGCUGUGUGUAACAGGCCCUGCUUUUCAAAGAGCCUGGCCUGCUGGGUUUGUUGUGGCAAUGUUCAAAGGCAGGAAAGUAGAUACCAUCAGGCUUCAGCCUGCUCACCCCCACACCUCCUCUGCCUCUAACAGCCCGGAGUGUCACCCAGGGUAGGCAGGCAGGGCAGGCGUGGGUACUUUUCAUCUUUUAUAAACUCUACGCUAGCACAGUGCAUGCUGCUUCCUUGUCCUCGGAGAGUUUGGUGAAUGAAUGAGUUCAUGCUUUCCUGUUCUCACGGGAGUGGGUGGGUGCCGGUGUGUACAUUGAGCGGCAGCACCCGUGGGGGGGAUGAGGCAUGCUAGCAUGGAAUGCCUCAUCACAGAAGAAAAUAGACCUCUACGAAGAAACUGUCCUGUGGGGUGAGGUGGGGAUAACUAUAGCACUUGAGAAGCUGAGACAGGAGGAUUAUGGAUUUCAGAUCAGAGCGAGACUCCUGCCUCAAACAUGUCCAAACUGAAGUAAAACCAAGUCAAGUGUGGUGGCUCAGGACUGUAAAACCAGCACUUGGGAGGCUGAGGCAGGAGGAUUGCUUUGAGUUCACAGUUCAAAGCUAGCUGGAGAUAAAUAAUGUUGAAAACCAACCAAUGGGACAAACAAACCAAGGCUUGUCUUUUGAUUCAUCUUCAGUGGUUCAAGUGGCUCCGUGCCAUCCUUGCUUGGGUCCCAGUUCAGAAACAUCUGAGCCUAUUACCCUCUGUUUCUGGGCAGCAGUGGCGGAGGUGGCAGGGGGAGGGGCAAACUUCUGCACACACUAUCAGCAUCCAUUUGCACUGUGGGCAGUACCCUCCUGCCAGCCCGUUUCCCAUUAAUCCCAUCUGUUGUGGCAGGUGGCAGAGGACAGAUGACUUUGGCAAGGGAUUUGGCACACGUGGCCAGGUUUAUACUGGAUCUCUAUAGUCCCACUAUCUGGUUAUCUUGUUUCCUCGAUGGUCAUUGUCACACUAGAAAGUACUUCCUGUGUGGGCUUCACCCACCCUCUUCCCUUCUCGCAGACCAGAUGAACGUGCAACCCGCAGCAUGUGAACAAAUCCGUACCCUUCAGAGCUGGGGUUUGCUGUGCACCUCUGGAACCUUUCCUCUGUGUCUUGGGGCCCGGCAUUUCUCACACACUAAACACUGACCCCUGCUUUCUAGGGGCAGGAAGGACAGGCCGUGGCCUACGUGUGAAACAAACUUCGCAGAGCUUUUGAUCUUGCUUCUUGGUGGCACCACUCCAGGGCUUCAAUGUCACCCACCUGAUCUGAAGGCAUUGUCUGUCAGGGGCCUCUGCUAACUUAGACCUCAUGGCCAAGGCUGCAAGAGUCCUGGCCUAGAUUUUUGUCUUCCUUUUUUUGCUGUGUGACAUUGAGUAAGAUACUUGAUUUCUCUGAGUCAGUUUGUUCCUUAGAAAACAAGUUGACCUGGGUACCCUCUGCCACUGUUGUCCUCUGCAUUGAGAGAGAUGCCUCUGUCCUGUGGAGGGGUACAGAGGUCAGGUCAUGGCAUCACUGCAAGGCCACUGAGGAGAUCCCUCACCUUACCUGUGGAGUACAAGUCUGGGAUGCUGAGAAGUGGCUGGGAUAGGGGCUAAGAGAACCUUUGGGAGCCAAUGGUAUCUCUGCCUUUUUUACAUCCCAGAAUUUCCUCCAGUAGCUCAUUCCUUUCCUUCAGGUCUUGCUGAAGCUUGUUGCUGCAGACCCGAGGGAUUGGUUACCAUCUGUCUGCCCCCUGGGAGCAGUCACUAUGUGCAGGUACAAACCAUGCGUGUAGGAUGCUUCCCCAGCUAGAACAACCCAAUACCCAGGUUCCUUGGGUUCCAUCCCCACUGAACAGACACUGAGCCCGCCUCUUUCUGGCUUCCUUCCCCUGGCAUCAAACCUUUAUCAGUUCCCAUCUCGGUCUUUUGCAAGGUGACACUUCGGUCUCAUUACCUAAUUCACACCACGGUGCUAAUGACAUAGUGUUUAUUACCCCAGGGGAUGCAUAAUGACGGUAUCAGGAUGGAUCAUUCCCCUGGGGUUUAAAACCCUUCAGGAGUUGCAAGCCUUUCUAACUGGGUUCUCUCUGCCUCAGCUAUGGUUCUGUAAGCCUUAGUCACCUCCUCCUUCUUACCCAGCACCCAGUGCAGGGCCUGAUGUGUUUACCAUGUGGAUUUAAGAGGCACAGGUUGCGGUGACUCACUUUGAGCCAAGCUCUCUGGGUAACCAGAUGGCCUUUGAGCCAGAUACCAGAUGAUUGACAAAGCGUAGGAAUAGGUAGGCACAGUGGCUCUGUGAGCCAGCAGAGAGGCGUGGCAUCUGGGUGGAGGGCGCUGGACUUUUAGGCUUCAGCGUCCAGGGGCAUCUUGGCCAACCAACCUACUCACACAGUCUAUGUGUUCUGUCCUUUUACUGAAGAUGAGGUAUGGGAGGGACAUCUGGUUUCCCAGGUGCCAGAGAAAGGGGCAUGGUAUCACUGGCAUGAAGACCUCAAGUCACUUGCAGAUGGUGUUGGGUGGAGUAGCCAUGGGCCUUGGUUCCCCCUAUGGUGAGCCCUUCUGAGCACUGCCGAGCUCUUGUCAGAGCCUGGUCCACACAACUGCCUUAAGUCUGUCUUUCCAACAUGAAGAGGCCUUCUAUGCCUCCUCACAACCCAUGGCUUUGUCUGGAGAAAACUCUCCUUUUUUUCCUCUGUGUAGCAUCUGCACUGCAGGGGCUGUGGACUGUUGUAGAAGACAAGUGGGUGGUUUGGCUCCGUUUGGGCCUCAGAAGAUGGAUUAUUAGGAAGUGAGGCCUCUUGACACCACACUGAGGAUGGAAAGCCAGCCUUCCUCCCAGUCACAAGGUCUCCUUCUGCCCCCAGAAUUUUUCCUCUCCAGCCUUGAGUACCCUACCCCUCAUACCUGCCACCACCACCUACUUGUUUCUGAGACUGAGUUUCAUGAAUUCCAGGCUGGCCUUUAACUCAAUAUGAUGUUGAGGAUAUUGGGUUCAGCUUUGAACUUGUGAUCCUCCUGCCUCCACCUCUCAAGUGCUGGGGUUCUAGACCCACACCACUUGACUCUGGUGCUGGAGAUCAGACCCAGGGUCCAGGCCUUUGUGCAGGGUAAACAGGCAGCUGAGGCACAUCCAGUCUCUUGGGGUGAUCAUUGUAAAGACUUGUUCAGCCCUUCCCUACCCCGACCCUGUCCCCUGGCUUCUGAUCCUGUGCCUGGCUUGUCCCCUGGUAUCUGCACAGGAUCAGUGGCUCCUGUUACUUAGCCUGACCCUUGGGGGCUCUGAAGCUCAGCUUUUUACCUAGACUUAAGUUGGGUUUGCUGCAAGUCUGAGGGAUGUACAUGUCAAGGACAGCCACCAUGUGAGAGACGUCUGUAAAAACUGCUGAAGCUCAAAAUAGCCAUGGUGUCCAGAGAAGCCAAGAACACUUUUUGUUUUGCUGUCACUACUGAGUAUCCUGUCCCUGUGUCCCCUCAGUCCACCAGCAUGCUUGGAUCUUGGCGUGGACCACAGUGUGUCAAAAUAAUGUGUGUGGUCUUUUUUCUUAGGCCCAGACAGGAAGUCCCUCAUAGGCUAGGCUUGGUAGACUGACCUCUGGGUGGAAGGCUAGCUCAAGUUAGCCAUUCCUGUCUCUCAUCUGUAUCCUGGGGUUGGGGUGUCCCUGCCCGCAUGCACCCUCUUGUUUUUAUAUGUCUCUGGUUCUAAAACCGAGUGUUUGGGCCCUUGGGUCCUGAUUUGUGACUGUUGACUUCAUAGGGUGACAAAGACAACUGGGCUUUGGUUGGGAAAGGAAAACUGGAAUUUUGGAGAUAGAAGUGACCCUGAGGUUGAAAAAAACCCACACUAAGGGGAAAGGAACUUAUUAUAAUACCACAUAGUCCAAGGCACACUCUUUUGUUGCACAGGUGUGUGUGUGUGUGUGUGUGUUUGUGUGGUGUGUGUGUAUGUGUGUGUGUAUAUGUAUGUGUGUUUGUGUGGUGUGUAGUGGUGUGUGUGUGUGAUAUGUGUUUGUGUAUGUAUGUGUGUUUGUGUGGUGUGUGUAUGUAUGUGUGUGUUUGUAUGUGUGUGUGUUGUGUAGUGUGUGUGUUGUGUGUGUGUGGUGUGUGUGUGUAUGUGUGUGUUUGUGUGUUGUGUGUGUAUGUGUGUGUAUGUAUGUAUGUUUGUGUGGUGUGUAGUGGUGUGUGUAUGUAUGUGUAUAUGUGUGUGUUUGUGUGGUGUAUGUGUGUGGUGUGUGUGUGUCUUUGUGUGGUGUGUGUAUGUAUGUGUGUUUGUGUGGUGUGUAGUGUGUAGUGUGUGGUGUGCAGUGUGUGGUGUGUGUGUGUGUUUGUAUGUGUGUUUAGGUGGUGUGUAGUGUAUGUGUUUGUGUGGUGUGUGUGUGGUGUGUAGUGUGUGUAUGUGUGCAUGUGUAGUGUAUGUGUUUGUGUAGUGUGUGGUGUGUAGUGUAUGUGUGUGUGUGUGUGGUGUGUAGUGUAUGUGUUGUGGUGUGUGUGUUGUGGUGUGUGUGUUGUGUGUAUGUGUGCAUGUGUAGUGUAUGUGUUUGUGUAGUGUGUGGUGUGUAGUGUAUGUGUGUGUGUGUGGUGUGUGGUGUGUGUGUGUGUGUGGUGUGUGUGUGGUGUGUAGUGUAUGUGUUGUGUUGUGUGUGUUGUGUGUGUUGUGUGUGGUGUGUGUGUGGUGUGUAGUGUAUGUUUGGUGUGUAGUGUGUGUGUGUGUGUGUGGUGUGUGUAUGUGUGCAUGUGUAGUGUAUGUGUUUGUAUAGUGUGUGGUGUGUAGUGUAUGUGUUUGGUGUGGUGUGUUGUGUGUGUUGUGUGUGGUGUGUGUAUGUGUGCAUGUGUAGUGUAUGUGUUUGUGUUUUGUGUGUUGUGUUGUGUGUGUUGUGUGCAUGUGUAGUGUAUGUGUUUGUGUAUGUGUGCAUGUGUAGUGUGUAUGUGUGUGGUGUGUAGUGUGUGUGUGUGGUGUGUGUGUGCUUGUAGUCUCUGGUCUGUGUCCCCAGUGCUGGUUGAAGACUUGGGUUGCCAUACUGGAUAUUAUAUGAAUGCUGGCACUGAGUGCCUCAUGACUGUGGAGGUACUUUAUCUGCAGAGCCAUCUCCCCAGCCCACCACAGAGCUUUGGAAACUGGCUUAUCAGUUCCUAUGGAUUUAUUUAUUUUUUAUUUUUUGUUCACCAUCAAAGCACUUGCUCAAGAGUAAUACCUCAGUAAUUGUUUGUUGACGGAAAGGCAGGUGAACAUCAUUUGGAAGUCCUGACUGCCAGGCUGUUUGAGAGACUCGAUUUCCAUUGUGAAUUCUUUGCACGUGGAAACGAUUUUCCUGUGGGAUGCUUGCCUAGAGGGAAAAACGUUUUGUGGUAGCAGGUUUGAAAAAUGGAGCCAUUUUGCUCUGACAGAAGCUGACAAGUGCCUGGGACCCCUGAUUCUCAUCUGUAAAGUGGGGAGGGGGCAGGAUCAGCCCCACUGACUUCUCGCAGCCUUGGGCUCUUAAGUGCAUGAAGUCUCAUCUCUUCUCUGGAACUCCAACUUUGGGGAGGGGGUCUUCUUGGGGUCGGGGGAAGGAGCUAGAAUCCUCUGAAGUAGGUAGAAUGCCUUUGUGCCAAUGAGGAACGCUGAUAUGGGGGCUCAGAAAGGAAGCCAGGAGCCAUGGAGUAAUUAAAACACACACAAAGGAAGAAAGGAGAGAGGGGAAAGAAAAAAAAAACACCAUGCUUCAUGGACAGUAUGAGUAAAAGUCAAUGGGCUGAGAAAACCCAGCUCUGAACUUCACAUGACCCCGCGUGCUGCCUGCAGUUUCGACAUCAAAUGCCCCUUGAGUACUCUCAGCCGUCCAGUGAUGUCAGCAGGCCGUGGCCCCACAGGAAGCAGGGCUGCCGUCGGGAUGGCUCAACACAGUCAGCUCCUCCUCCACACAUGAAACCACAGCUCUCCAAGGCAGUCAGAGGGGGGACCCGUCUCAAAGCCUUGGAAAACAAGCUCUCACUCAUCUCUCGGUGGUGUUUGUGCAGGCAGGAGCUGCCCCCACAGAAGAACGGUUCCCUUACAGGCUACCCUGUCUGGAGCCAGUCUGCUCCUUCAGGGGUGCUUACUCUUUUCUGAGACCAGGCUGGCCUCAAAUUCGUGAUCCUUCUGCCAAGGCUUCCUUGGUGUUGGGAUUUUGGUGUGGACCUGAGUUCAGACAACUUGAAUCCACUUACAGAUAAAUGCAUCUGUAACCCCAGUGAAAUUAGACAGAACAGUCCCUGCAAAGUCACAGACAUAGGCAGCAACAGACAAGAGACCAUCUCAAAUGACCUGCACACACAUGUGCCUGCAUUCAAACGAGCAUGUACACACAUGCACACACAAGACUGUAAAAGAAUGAUCGCCUUACUGACAGGUAACCCAUCUGUCAUGAACAGCCUCAGAGUAUGACAUUAUGUGUGCUGAUGAGAGUGUACAACCUCAACACAAAAUGAUUUUAGACGCUCUCCUUUGCCAUGAAACCCCUCCCCCAGAAGUCACUCCUACUCCUCUCCUGGGCUUUGGCACAUCACCUCCUUUCUGUCCUAUGGAUUUGCCUUUUCCAGGAUGGCUUAUGGACUUCACCAGUACACGCUCUUUCUGACCUGCGUCUUUGGUGUAGCUUGCUGUAACAUGUGUCCGCAGUGCUCUGAUCCUUUUAUAUGCCUAAAUAGUACUCCUCGGCAUAGAUAUACCACCUUUUGUUUCUCUGUCCUUCGGAUAAGUUCUUUUUUCUCGUUUGGCUCUUACGAAUAAGGCUGUAACAGUCAUGUGCCUAGUUUAUUUCUUGUAUUUGUUUUUCAUUUAUCCUCAGUAGAUACCUCAUAGUGGAUUAUCAGGGAUGUGUGAGGGUUUCAGUCUCUCCAGAUUUGCUGACACUUGAUCUUGUCUGUCCCUUGUUUUAGCCAUCCUAGUGGAUGUGAGGUUAAAUCUUGUAACUGUUCCUAUCUGCAUUUCCCUGAUGGUGGAAGGUCCUGGGUAGCUCCUCAUUUGCUGUCCACUAUAAAUGGGUCUGGUCUGUUUUUCUGUUGAGCCAUGAAAGGCCCCAUGUAUUUUGAACCUGAGUCUGUGAACUUUUCCCUCUAUUCUGUGGAAUUCUCUUUCACUUCCCUGUUAGACUUUGAUACCCAGAGAUUUUGCUGAACAACAACAACAACAACAACAACAACAACAACUACUACUACUACUAGUACUACUACUACUAAUACUAAUACUAAUAAUAAUAAAAUCUGUUUUCACUUUUCUGAAACUCAUGCCCUUGGAAGCACAAGUCACAGAGGUCUGUCCCCACUGUUUCCCCAAGAAGUUUCUAAUUCAGCUCCUACCUCUUUGCCUUUAUUUCUGUGUAAUAUGUCACGUCAGAACUUAGAUUCCUUCCUUCCUCUCUAAAAAUGUCAAUUUAAUUGCCAGGCACUUAAAGAGGCCAGUUUUUCUCCCACUCAAUUUUACCUUGAUCCUUCGUUCAAGUCUGUUGACAACAAACACAGGGGCUGAUUUCAGUGUUCAGAUGCCUUAGUCAUCCAUGACUGCUCUUCUGCAGUCUUGGUAACUAUAGCUUUAUAGUAUUGACCAACUGUAAAAUAUAUGCAUAUAUAUACAUAUAUAUGUAUACAUAUAUAUAUAUAUAUGGUACCUUCUUAUUAGAUCAACAUAGUUGUCCGUAACUUAAGAAAAGUUCUUCCUCUAGAGAAACCAGAUGCUUCAAGAAUUCUUCUGUAGACCUGAGAAUCGCAUCUUCUUUAAACACCCAGCUGUUGUUUUACUAGCUCCACCCCUCUAGAUUGACAGCUCUGUGAACAGAUCUUGUUUCCCUCACAUGCUCCAGAUUUCUCCGCUGAGCUUCGGGGAGGCAGUUUGAGGUAAAGUAGUUGUCACAGGUGAGGACUUGAGUCAGGUCCCCAGAACAACAAUCAGCCAAGACUCGGAAGCACGCAUGCGUGCUCCUGGUAUUCCUACAGUGAGACUGGGAGGCAGGCACCAGACUCCCUGGAAGCUUGGAGGGCAGCUACCGUGGUGUGAGCAGUGGCCAACAGCCAGAGACCCUGUCUCAAAGGUGGAAAGCUGACCUCUGACCUGUAAACAUGUGCACACCCACACUCAAACGUAUACACAUACACAGAUACACAAACACACACAGAUACACAAAUAUACACACACAUACAUACACAAAUUUUUAUACAUGCACACAUAUACAUAGAUACACAAACACACACACAUACACAAAUAUAUACACAUACAUACACACAAAUAUACACAUACACAGAUACACAAACACACAUACAUACACAAAUAUAUACACAAACACACAUGCACACGUAAUAAAGAAUCUUCACUAAAUUCUACAGUUCACACAGUUGGUUACCUCUUUGUUUCUGUCACCAGGUUGCAGCUAGUGGAGACCAGUUGGGACCAGUUAGAGAUGGAAGUGGUAACCUUGCCUUGCCCUGCAUUUCAGUCUCUUCUUGCCUUGGAGCUUUCUGAGUACAGCCAGCUGGGUGUGUGUGCACCUUUGUCCCAGGAUGCUGGUGGCAUGCUCUGUCUGUCCAUCCUUCUCAGAACUGGAGGGUCUUUCUUGUGCCUCUCUGCCAUGCUUCCCACUUUCCCUGCCUGGUGGAAAAAGCCAGCGUGUGUGAGGGAGGUCCUGGCCCAAGCUGGCCAACUUCUCAUGGAUUUGGGGCCACUGCCACCUCUGGUUGUGCUUGGCAUGGGGAUGGCACUUGGCUGAGAGGCCACCCAGACAGGCAUCUGGGGGCAGGGAACAAGCAGCCUUUAACUCAGUACAUCCGUCGUCAUCGUGGGUGGCCCAGUCCCAGGAAACAGGGCUCUGCUGUUUGCUCAGUAGCUUCUCCUUUUUCUCCUUAGUAGAUAUGGUGAUGGAUCUCUAGCCAGAGGGCGGGGGGCGGGGCAGGUAACUAUUCCAUCCUUUUCAACUGAGAAAAUGGAUACAGUGUGGCUAUGUCACAGGGCUAGUGACAAGAAGAAGUAUGGCCUCAGCAAAGAACACGAACUGGACUCCUUUGACUUGGCUAUCCUCCCUUUUAGAAACAUUUUUUUUUAACAAAACGAACAAAGAAAAAACUAGUCUCAGCUGUAACCCAGGCUAGCCUGGAACUUGCUAUAUAGCUGAGGGUAUCCUCGAACUCCUGAUCCUCCUGCCUUUACCUCCCAAGUAUGAGGAUGACAGGCAGUGCACCUCCACGUCUGACUGUGGUCCUGGGUGUGGAUCCCAGGGCUUCAUUUGUGCUAGCCAAACAGUCUACUGAGUGCAACCUGUCAGAGGCCAGGCUUCAUUGCUUGGGACUCUGAAGUGGGUAAGUACAGUCUCCUCCAUGGUUGAGGCUGUUGACCAGAACUGCCCCCAUGUGGGGCCCGAGAGCCAGCAGAGCCUCCUAAUGACUCCUAGGGACUCCCUGUGGCUUACAGAGAUCUGCUUGCAUUUCUGUUUCCGUGGAGCCUGGCCACUAACCCGCACCUAGCUGUCAGGUCGGAGGCUUCCCUGGGCCUGUGCUCUCUUCUCAGUCCUUCCUUGAGAGCAUGCGUGUGAGGAGACAGCGAAAGCGGAACCUUGCUGAGUGCCUGCAGGAUGCACCAUAGUUCAGUGUCACCGAGAAGAUGCAACCAUAGGAAAGUCACCUGUUCUCCCACACACGUCUCGUCUCGCCCACAGCUUUCUCCAUGGGUAUUCUCAGAACAGAAGUCCUAGAAGAAAGUCACACGGUACUAACAGCCUUGCUCCUGACAGAAAUGUGCUGAACAAGUCACUGGAUGGCCGGCUGCAGGUAUCCCAUCGGAAGGGGCUCCCCCAUGUCAUCUACUGCCGCUUGUGGCGGUGGCCCGACCUGCACAGCCACCAUGAGUUACGGGCCAUGGAGCUCUGUGAGUUCGCCUUCAACAUGAAGAAGGAUGAAGUGUGUGUAAAUCCUUACCACUAUCAGAGAGUAGAGACACCAGUGCUACCUCCAGUGUUGGUGCCACGCCACACCGAGAUCCCGGCCGAGUUCCCCCCUCUGGAUGACUACAGCCAUUCCAUCCCCGAGAACACUAACUUCCCCGCUGGCAUUGAACCCCAGAGCAAUAUUCCAGAAACCCCACCUCCUGGCUACCUGAGUGAAGAUGGAGAAACUAGCGACCACCAGAUGAACCACAGCAUGGACGCAGGCUCUCCAAACCUCUCCCCGAAUCCGAUGUCCCCAGCACACAAUAACUUGGACCUACAGCCAGUCACCUACUGUGAGCCGGCCUUUUGGUGCUCCAUCUCCUACUACGAGCUGAACCAGCGAGUUGGGGAGACAUUCCACGCUUCACAGCCGUCCAUGACAGUAGAUGGCUUCACUGAUCCCUCCAAUUCAGAGCGCUUCUGUCUGGGCCUGCUGUCCAAUGUUAACCGGAAUGCAGCCGUGGAGCUUACAAGGCGGCACAUUGGGAGGGGUGUGCGGCUCUACUACAUUGGAGGGGAGGUCUUUGCAGAGUGCCUCAGUGACAGUGCUAUUUUCGUCCAGUCUCCCAACUGCAACCAGCGCUAUGGCUGGCACCCUGCCACUGUCUGCAAGAUACCCCCAGGCUGCAACCUGAAGAUCUUCAACAACCAGGAAUUUGCUGCCCUCCUAGCUCAGUCUGUCAACCAGGGCUUUGAGGCUGUCUACCAGUUGACUCGCAUGUGCACCAUCCGCAUGAGCUUCGUCAAAGGCUGGGGAGCCGAGUACAGGAGACAGACAGUGACCAGCACCCCCUGCUGGAUCGAGCUACACCUGAAUGGGCCCUUGCAGUGGCUUGACAAGGUCCUCACCCAGAUGGGUUCCCCCAGCAUCCGCUGUUCCAGCGUGUCUUAGAGACACUGGGAGUAAAGGGAUCGGGUUGGGGAGGGCGGGCUUGGGGAAAAUGACCUUGGAAGAUAACUCCAUCCAACUUGGUCUUGUCAAAGAACACAGAUUCUCUCAACUAAGGCACUAACCUGUUUCUGAAACCACAGAAGAUGCCAGCGAUGGACUUUAUGAACAGCUGUGUCUGCUGCAUAUAUGUGCCCCAGGCUGAAGGCCGAGUGUGAUGGCUUCUGAUCUGGUGGCUUGAGCUAACAGGUGGUGUGUCGCCACCUGACUCCUUGUUUAGUGACAGAGAUAUGGGAUGUCACAGUCCAAAAAGAAAGUGCCUUUCUCCAGGACUGGAGUGUGGAGUUCACCUUUGGAGAAGAACUUUUAAUGGAGCAUGCCCUGUCUCCCCACUCUCACAGAGAGGGUCUGUGUACCUAGGGAACUGGAUGGCCUACGCAGGUACUUUCCCCCACCCCCAGAAUGCAGAUGGGAACAUGCUGGAGAGUAAAGCUGGUGAGAACCGCUUCUUCCUUGGAAGGACCUGCUGAAGCUCAGCCAUGUAUGUGAUGUGUAGUUCCUAGUAUCACAUCGAUCUCAAGAGAUACGGAUGUUCAAGUGUUCGCAACAAGGGCAGUCGUGGAGUACAUGUCCUGGGUGAGGUGGUACCACAUUGAAUGAAUACAUCUCUGGAAGCUGGCACCACUUUCUGAUGUGUAGGCCAUGUUGGUUUAUGGAGACAGCUGCAUUAAUGAAUUCACCUAGCACAGGCUCUUUGGAUGUCUUCUGUUUGAUGAAAACAGUCCUGGGUACAUAUGUUGGCUGGAAAACCAAAGAGGACCCAGUCUCUGCUUCUUGCCCUGAGGUUUGGAAACUGAGAGUUAUAGAAGACACUUCACCAGGAGGUUAAGACAUCCCAGGCUGACAUGGGCAAAUGAAAGGGCUAUUAAAGUUUUUUUACACCUUGGAAAAUUGCAGGCUUGGUGCAGAGACCUGUCAUCUUCACCCUGGGAUGUAAGAUUACCUGGCUCCGGUAAAGGAUUGCCACCAAAAACUGCUGCGGUGAUCCUGUGUGAUGAGUACUGUUCGCAGUGGCAAUCACAGAGAAAAUGAGUAUAAGUUAUUUCAACUGGAAAAAGAGUCCCUUUCCUGGCUGUUCCAGAACAGCACAUAGGAUCCCACCUGCAACUGGUACUCUCUUCUUGGCUGCUGUUUCUGUUGUGAAAUGAGGAGCCCAUGUUUUCGCAUGGAUUUCCCGUGGAAGUCCUGUCCUGUUCCAGAGGGGACAAAAGUGCACCCUCCAAUGUGAUAAAUCUUCUGAUGAUCCAGAGGCUCUGGGGCAUAUCCUGGUGCCUCUCCUGCAGGAGCUGUGCCCUCAGAAGCUCUGGGCAGGAUGUUUCCAGCUAGGCAUGCUGAUCCUCCUUCAGACACAGAUGCCUGUCUGAGUCUCUCCCAGGCUGUUGAUACAGAACUCAAAGACAAUUCUGAACAACCCCUCAGGUUCUCUGAAGGGGCACAGACCCCGGGUGUGAACAUUGUGCCGGACUUGACAUGGUCUGUGGACUGCUGCUUCAGACACAGGAAGUCCUCGGAACUGCCUACCUGUUCUGCAUGCUCUGAGUCAGAACACAGAGACACUUUGGUGUGGCUUCUAGUAUUCAUGGUCCUCUCUUCUCAGCCAUGGCAGAGGUUCGUGUCACUUGCUGCCUGGUCUCCUAGGGGUUUCCUGUGCCCGUCCCCCCAGCCAUCUUCCAGGUGACUAUGGCACAGUCCAUUCUGCUGCAACUGGAAAGUAUAGAGAACCUGUACUGCUCAGAGCAGACGGCUGCUUCUGGAGGCACGCAGUCGGGAGCAUGCCCCGUCACUGUCCAGUUGCUGAAGAAAGCUUACAGGAAGUUCUAGGCAGGUCUACUUUCGGCAUCCUUGAAAGUAAAAGGUUUGGAGUCUAGGAAGGGCCACGCCACUGUGGAGAACAUAGUUCCUUUGGGUACAUGUAAUCAAAGUGUCCUCCCAAAUUAGUUUUCCUUCUUUUAUGAACAGCAUUUCUACUUUUAAAGAACAGUUGAGAAUUGAAAGGAAAACAGUGCAGUAGCUGGUGUGGCCUUUAAAGUGUGGUUCUGCCAGGUGGCCUGACUGCAUGUGCUGACACUGACCCACAUGGCUAGUGCUGGGCAGAGGUCUUUGCCUUCAGCACCCCAGAGAAGCUAACUCUGCACCCCUCUCCUUCCUCAGCGCUUGUUCAGGUAGCCCCAGCCAUGUGGCUUAUAGUCAUGUGCUGGCCUGUCAUGGGCAGUUGGCUACCUUCCAGAUGGCUGUAGAAAGACCAGGCAUUUUGAGGAAAGCCUAGAGUGGAGAGCAGGGACUUUCUUAGGAAGAACACAAGGCUGCUGGCAGACUUCUCCACUGACCUGAGAGUGUGUUGUAUAUUUUUUUACUCAGUAACGUAUUGCAUCAAGCCUUGGUGCUUAUGGGGUGCUGUGGUCUUGAUCUUCCCCAGUUUGCUUCUCAGAGCUGGGAUGUAUUCCAGAACCUGAUGUUUUUAUUCAAACCACAGAAAGGUUGUUUUUAAGUAGUAUGUGCAGUCACGCAUGUGCCUGAGUUGUCUGGGGCAGAGGCAAGUAUCUGACUUCAUUCUUAGCCCCAGGCUGCCGUUUCUGAGUUUCAGUCCUUGAGAGGCUGGGAAGGCACAGAGCUCUGGCUCUGCACUGUUCUUACUGAGUGACUAGGUGUGAGCCCUUUACAUUAGAGGGAACCUGGUUUGAGCUCACUUGUACUUUGUGUGGCGUUAGUGUUCCAUUACUGGCCCCUCUAAGUAAUGGUCUUCACAGUGCACAGCAAGUUCCCAGUGUGUAGAAAGCCAUACACCAGGAUGUGGGUCAACCAUGAAGAUGUGGCAUUGCAGACAGGGGAACAUGUGGAUGCAUGGCUAUCACCUUGAGCAGCCCCUGCAGUUGCUUGUGUUAACACAAAAGUGUUUAGCAUUCUGCCGCUUUUAUAUUUAUGUAAUAACUCUUUAAAGCCAUUCAGAUGGAUAACUAUUUAAUUUCUUAAAGACAGUUGUAAAGGUCUCUCUCUGAGGACAAUGACUUGGUAAAACUGGGGCACAGCCAGUCCCAGACACUGGUCGUGGCUACAGUGGCUUUUUGGGCUCAGGAUCAACACGCAUCAGAGUAGACUGGGCCAACAUGUGGUGGCGUGUGCAAACAGGCUGCCCUAGACCAGCCCAGGCCCUUUGACAGCACGUCCUCUGCACCAAGGCCCCUCCCUUCUGGAAGUGGAAAACUUCACAAGGAAAUUGGAGCCAUCUUUUAUCCCAGAAGCCUUUGCUGCUGCCAGGGCAAGUGGGCUGGUGUGGACUCUUGUUUGGGGAUGUUUGGAGGCUGAGGUUAUAUCACUCCUUAGCUAGCCAGGCCUUUAGUAUCUUUGUAAAAAGCAUGUAUUUAUAGUGUUUUAGAUUUUUUCUAACUUUUGUAUUUUACAGCAUUGUACCCCAUUGUUAAAGAGCCAUGUCCCCUCUUCUUAUAAGCGCCCUUCUAAUAAACUUUUCACCGUAAAGCUCCUGAGCCAGGAGCGCGGUCUGA
Molecule: messenger RNA, 18561 nt
Organism: Rattus norvegicus (Norway rat)
Lineage: Eukaryota; Metazoa; Chordata; Mammalia; Rodentia; Muridae
Source: RefSeq, a predicted model, not a curated record